AUGACAGAGAAACCUGCCGCUACCACAACUGCAACCGCCACAACUGCAACUCCCGGACCGUUCCACUCGCUCAGGGAAUUCUACCCCUACUACCUCUCCGAGCACUCAAACAACAUCUGCAGACGCCUCCAUUUCACAGGAACCAGCCUGGUGGUGGCGAUAAUCAUCUACGCCCUGUCCACCGGCAAAUACAAGUUUCUGCUGGGACUGGGACCAGCAGGAUACGGCUUUGCAUGGGUCGGCCAUUUCUUUUUCGAAAAGAACAAGCCUGCCACGUUCAAGUACCCGCUUUAUUCCCUCAUUAGCGACUUCAUCAUGUACAAGGACAUGUGGAUGGGCAAAGUCUCCUUCUAA
This is a messenger RNA of Yarrowia lipolytica CLIB122, 354 nucleotides long. RefSeq lists its product as uncharacterized. NCBI's taxonomy places the organism in Eukaryota, Fungi, Ascomycota, Dipodascomycetes, Dipodascales. The record is from RefSeq and is a predicted model, not a curated record.